Messenger RNA from Cynoglossus semilaevis (tongue sole), 2476 nucleotides. RefSeq names its product fibrous sheath CABYR-binding protein. Lineage: Eukaryota; Metazoa; Chordata; Actinopteri; Pleuronectiformes; Cynoglossidae. The coding region runs from base 295 to 1467 and encodes 390 amino acids. The transcript is spliced from 4 exons. The record is from RefSeq and is a predicted model, not a curated record.
UUUAUCUGUGUAUGAAUAGAGAGCGUGAUCGGAGCGAGUGAAGGGACACUCGGCUGCACUGACUGCUCUGCUCUGCUCUGCCCUUUGCUCACAACAGAUCAUUAUCUGAGCCCAGAGACCAACAGGCCAUGUAUAGACUCAGUCAGGGAGACUUGGUGUCCAGAUAGGAACUGAGCUGCCUUUAGUUUAUGUCAGUGUCACAAUCUGUGCUAAAAACAGAGCGUUAGGACUGCAUUUCUCUGAAAAUCUUUUGUUUCUCCGAUCUGGGGUUUUGUUUUAUCUCCUAAGGAAACCAUGGGGUGCUCCUCGUCAUCUUCACAGUCUGUUGAUCAAGAGAAAAGACCAGGAGUGAAACCAGAGGGGACCAACGGAGAGGUACCAGUGCACAAAAAUGGUUUCAUCAAAGAAGAUGCUAAAUUAAUUGAGGACCAGAUGCAGCUGCCAGUGCAGAGUGCUUUACCAGAUGAUCUACAGCCAGGCACCAAUGAGGAGGCUGAGGCAAUACUACGAUCCCUGGAGGCCCAAGAGGGUCUUGGUUCUGGAGAGGAUCUCCUCCUGGCCACAACGGGAUUAGAGGUAGAAAAGGAAGCUGUUGAAGAGCUAGCCACUGAGGCUUUAGAGGCAGCUCCAUCAGAGAUUCCAGAAACUUCAGCAUCAGCUUCAUCAGCAACCCCAGAAGUUCAAGCAGAAGUUCCAGGAGAGGUUCCAGCAGAGGUUCCAGCAGAGGUUUCAGCAGAAGUUCCAGGAGAGGUUCCAGCAGAGGUUCCAGCAGAGGUUUCAGCAGAAGUUCCAGCAGAGGUUCCAGCAGAGGUUUCAGCAGAAGUUCCAGCAGAAGUUGCAGCAGAUACUCUAGAGGUUCUGGAUAUAACUCCUGAAGAGACUCUAGAGGUUUCAUCUGAAACUCCUUCAAGGCCUAUAACAGAAACUGUAGAAGCAGUAGUAGAAGCUAUAGAAGAAGCCCCCAUGGUUGAAUGUGCUGCAGAUGUUGUGGACGUCCCUGUGGUGCCAGCUGAGGUCCCUCCUGAAGACAACACUUCUGUUGUAGUGGAGGCACCAGUGGUUGUAGAAGAGGCAGCGACAGCAACUGUAGAGCCUGUCAUGACUGUGUUGGAUACUGAGAUUGCUGCAGCAACUGUUCCUGAUAUGCCUCUGAUAUGUCCUGUCUACGUGCAAGCUGAGAUGCCUGUUCCUGAAAAGACCUCAGAACCUCCUGCAGCCUCGACUGAAGUUGCUCUAACAGCAGAUGCAGCCUCUUCCACAGAAGUCAUUCCAGCUGCGACUCCACAAGCUCCAGCAUCAGAAGUAGCCACUGAAAUAUCUCCAGCAUCUUUGACCGCUGAAUCUGACGAUGGUGCAGUCCCAGUUCAGGAGCCUGAGGUUGAAAACAGUCCAGCAGAUUCUGAGGCCAUGUCAGCACCAGCUGCUGAAUCAUCAACUGAAGAAGCUUCCCAGGAUGCAGAGAGCUAGAAAAACAGACGGCAACUGGGUUUGUGAAGUACACAGAUCACAGAUGUUCAGCUCUUCUCCAGCUACAGAUGCAGCGUGCACCAGGAAAAGGCAGGACAACGUGACACUACAUUCACAGUAUUCUCCCAUUAGUUCUUGCUGAUGGGAAUGGUUGACAAUUAAAUAUGCACGGCUUCUCAAUUAUUUAAUGUUUACUUUAAGAUUUUUUAGUCUAUUUUCUGUUAAUCUGUUAAUAAUAUGAAACUGUUAUGACUUUUCUUACUGAUACAUAAAGUGCCUGAAGGCAAUUUCAGUGCCAAAAACAACAUUUUGCACAGGUAAAAAUGGGAUGAGACUGAUAUAAUAAUACAAGGUGACAUUGUAAACUUGGCAGUGUGUUGAUGUGUGGAGAUUAAUUCUUACAAUAUAGGAUUUUUAAAAAUGUAUGUAUCUUUUUAGGGGAAAACAAGCCUGACAGAACUGUGAAAGGUAAUAUGCAAAAGAAUGAGGUGAAAACCAAAGUGUCAUUUUAACAGAAUUAUUAUUAUUUUCUUGUUACAUUUUUCAUCUUUAAUUUACACUUUAAUCUGGUGUUUACUCAUUACUUCUACGGCUUGUAUAUAAAUAAUAGUAGGUAAUAGGUCCUGAGAGUAAACUCCUGCUAAUGAAACAAAGUCCUUGAGAGUGAGAUUAUUUCUGACAUUUCUUAAACAUUUUUUUGUUUUAAAGUUGUGGGUAAGUUAGUUGAAGGGGUUUAAAGUUGAUACUGAAACAAACUGGAAAUAAUGAUGUAGUGAAUCAUCACUCAGAUUCAUUGAAGUUGUUUGAUCUCAUUUCACGUGGACAGCCAGUGGUAUAAUAAUCUCUUUAUUUAAUUGGCUGUGAGUGGAACCAAAGUCCCUUGCUCUAUUACAACUAAUGAGUUUAAUUGUACCAGGUGUGAAGAAAUGAUGGCUAUUUUUAAUGACCACAUUGACUGUUUGUCUUAGAAUAAAGAUUCACUUGGUAAUAAAUAUGUGGUUUCUUUCAA